GACCCCCGCGGGUGCCCUCAAGCUCAGCCGUGCCCGGGGCGGGUGUUGGUGACUUCAGGGUCAUUUAGAGUUUUAGUUCUGAGGGAGUAGAGACACGAGGUUUUAGUCUUUUCUACAUAGAAAGCUACAGCUCUUCACCAGUACUCUUUUCUCCUCCUGCCCAUCCCUCCUCCACCGCAGGGGAGAUCAAUUUGGGAAUUAUUUUAACAGUAAUUUACUUCCCCUUGUCCCCUUUCAGAAAUUUGUCUUUGUCCCCAAGGCAUCCACUAGCUGUUGCCUGUUACAGGACCAGGAGGGAGGUUAUCACCAUUAUCCCUUGCCUGCUUGGGGAGCUUCAGUCGUACAUCCCUUUCCUUUGGAGUGCAGUAACAGAAAGGCAUCCAGAAGACUUCCUUGCCACCCUUUUUUUGAUAGUAGAGGGUCCAGGAAAAGGGGUACCUAGCGAGACACGUGACUUCGCGAAGGAAGCCUGGACCGGAGGAGCACUUGACACACCGAAAGGACCACCGAGCCUUUUUCGUCUUCCACUCCAUCCUCCCCAAAUUUCUGAAGCAUCAUUGAAAGGAAACCUUGAAGGCUGCGAGAGAAGUCCAAGAUGUGCAGUUCAGUUGCUCCCAGGCUGUGGUUCUUAACAGACCGUCGUAUCAGAGAAGAUUACCCUCAGCAGGAGAUCCUGAGAGCACUGAAGGCCAAAUGCUGUGAAGAGGAGCUGGAUUUCCGGGCCUUGGUGAUGGAUGAAGUGGUGCUGACCAUUGAGGACGGAAAUCUUGGUCUCCGGGUGAAUGGGGAGCUUGUUACUGCUUACCCACAAGUGGUGGUUGUGCGUGUACCAACACCUUGGGUCCAGAGUGACAGUGAUAUCACAGUCCUUCGCCACCUAGAGAAGAUGGGCUGUCGGUUGAUGAAUCGUCCCCAAGCCAUCCUCAACUGUGUCAACAAGUUCUGGACGUUUCAAGAACUUGCUGGUCAUGGUGUACCUCUUCCAGACACUUUUUCAUAUGGUGGUCAUGAGAAUUUUGCCAAAAUGAUUGAUGAGGCGGAAGUGCUGGAGUUCCCUAUGGUGGUGAAGAACACGCGGGGUCACCGAGGUAAAGCUGUGUUCCUGGCACGAGACAAGCACCACCUGGCAGACCUAAGCCAUUUGAUUCGUCACGAUGCCCCUUACUUGUUUCAAAAAUACGUUAAAGAGUCUCAUGGCAAGGAUGUACGUGUCAUCGUAGUUGGAGGCCGUGUGGUGGGCACCAUGCUCCGCUGCUCAACAGAUGGGAGGAUGCAAAGUAACUGCUCACUUGGUGGCGUAGGGAUGAUGUGCUCGCUGAGCGAACAAGGCAAGCAGCUGGCGGUGCAGGUGUCAAACAUCCUGGGGAUGGACGUGUGCGGCAUUGACCUGCUGAUGAAGGACGACGGCUCGUUCUACGUCUGCGAGGCCAAUGCAAACGUAGGUUUCAUUGCCUUUGACAAGGCUUGCAAUCUAGAUGUAGCUGGUAUCAUAGCGGACUAUGCCGCUUCCCUCCUCGCCCCCGGCCGCUUGACGCGGCGCAUGUCCUUGCUCUCUGUGGUGUCCACGGCAAGCGAGACGAGCGAGCCAGAGCUGGGCCCUCCGGCUAGUGCCGCUGUCGACAAUAUGAGUGCUAGCUCCAGCUCUGUCGACAGCGACCCUGAGACCACGGAGAGAGAGUUGCUCACCAAGCUCCCGGGGGCUCUGUUCAACAUGAACCAGCUGUUAGCCAAUGAGAUCAAGCUUCUUGUGAAGUGAUGUAAAUAGAGAUGACCAACAGAACUCUCUCUUGUAAAUUUUUUUUUUUUUUUUUUUUUAAAAAAAAACCCAAACCGACUUGCAAUGCUGUUUAUCAGAGAAGCUCAGAGGAAUGAGGAAGGGGCAGAAGGAGGGGGUGGUCAUCCAUCAGGAGAGGAAGAGUAAAAGGCGUGUUAUACCGUGAUCGCUGCCCCUACUUUUUUGCAGAACAUAAAAAAUGUGUUCAUUCUUCAACAUCGGUUUUCUAAUAAAGAUGCUCAGUUCAUAACCUAAGUGGGAAUUUCAUUUGGAUGCUGCUUUGGUCCCCAGACAUGCCACAGUUCACGUGUGUUGACAGGCAAGCGUUGAAGCACGAUUCACCCUUGAAAAUUUAAGAAAGCUGUCUGGCAGCUUUCUGGAAAUUUCUGUGAGCUACUGCACCAGUUAAGUCUCUUCUGCCUCUGAAAGGCUUGAUCCUGUAAAUUGCCGAGUGCCUCCAAUUCUCCAUGUAAGUUGUAAGUGUUAAAUACCAAGUAUUUCAAAGUUCUUGGACACCUACUGUUCCUGCUCUUGUAAGAAGGGAGCAUAAAGUUUA
This is a messenger RNA of Calypte anna (Anna's hummingbird), 2330 nucleotides long. It is a transcript of the gene RIMKLB, whose product is annotated as ribosomal modification protein rimK like family member B. Gene Ontology annotation, biological process: protein modification process. The transcript has 7 exons. Gene Ontology annotation, cellular component: cytoplasm. Gene Ontology annotation, molecular function: ATP binding; ligase activity, forming carbon-nitrogen bonds; metal ion binding. NCBI's taxonomy places the organism in Eukaryota, Metazoa, Chordata, Aves, Apodiformes, Trochilidae. The record is from RefSeq and is a predicted model, not a curated record. Bases 596 to 1756 code for a protein of 386 amino acids.